Messenger RNA from Panicum virgatum (switchgrass), 1172 nucleotides. RefSeq names its product tetraspanin-2-like. Bases 120 to 926 code for a protein of 268 amino acids. The transcript has 2 exons. The record is from RefSeq and is a predicted model, not a curated record. Gene Ontology annotation, cellular component: plasma membrane; plasmodesma. Gene Ontology annotation, biological process: auxin-activated signaling pathway. Lineage: Eukaryota; Viridiplantae; Streptophyta; Magnoliopsida; Poales; Poaceae.
CAUCCGGCCAAUCCGGGCAACGCCACUCGCCAGCCACCACACCACCCCUGAACUCCACCACCACCGCCCACGCCACAGCCGCCGCCGCGGAACCGGCACCAGCGCGCAGCCCGCCCGCCAUGGCGGUGAGCAACAACAUCACGGCGUGCGUGACGCUGCUGGCGCUGAUCUGCGCGGUGCCCGUGAUCGCGUCGGGGGUCUGGUUCGCCUCCGCGCAGGGCGACGAGUGCGCGCGCCUGGCGCGCUGGCCCGUCGCCAUCCUCGGCGGGCUGCUCCUCCUCGCCGCCCUGGCGGGAUUCGUCGGCGCCUACUGGAACCGCCGCCGCCUCCUCGCCUUCUACCUCUUCGCCAUGGCCGCGCUCAUCGUGCUCCUCAUCGCGCUCCUCGUCUUCGCCUUCGCCGUCACCCGGGGCUCCGGCGCCUACCCCGUCCUCGGCCGCGCCUACGACGACUACCGCCUCGACGGCUUCUCCAUGUGGCUCCGCGGCUACGUCUCCGACGACCCCGGCCGCUGGGAGAAGAUCAGGGCCUGCCUCGCCGUCUCCGACACCUGCAAGAAGCUCCAGCGCCAGGCCGCCUUCGUCAACGCCGAGCAGUUCUACCAGUCACACCUCUCGCCGCUCCAGUCGGGCUGCUGCAAGCCGCCGUCGGUGUGCGGGUUCACCUACGUGAGCCCGAUGGAGUGGACGGGCCCGGCGCGGCCGGCGGCGGACCCGGACUGCGCGCUGUGGAGCAACCACCCCGGCCAGCUCUGCUACGACUGCGAGUCCUGCAAGGCCGGCCUCCUGGAGGCGCUCCGCGACCAGUGGCACAAGGCCAACAUCGCGCUCGUCGUCGCCACCGUCUGCCUCGUCUUCCUCUACCUCGUCGGCUGCAGCGCCUACAAGAACGCCCAGGCCGCCUCCUUCUUCCGCCACUACAAGUAACUGACCCGUGACGAUGAGCUCGCCGGCCGGUGCGGCGUGCUGCCGGCCGGUCGCCGGCGUGGACCCUGUUGUGUAUUGUGGUUGAUGUGCUUUCUUCAGAGUUCAGACUCUUCUUGCUUUGUGGUGGUAGCAGUAGGCGUGUAAGAUGUGUAACAAUGUAAGGUAGUGGAGAUGUAAGAUUGAUGACCGGGUUGAUGUUGAGACUUGAGAGUAAUUAAUUCUGAUGUGUUUUUUCGUUGUCUGCCA